AUGGAAGGACCCUUGAGGCCCAGAUUUGCUAAUUCCAGUGACUUCCAGUUUGGAGCGGUUGCCACAGAGACCAUCGAAAACGCGCUGCUUCACUUGGCCCAGCAGAAUGAGCAAGCCGUGAAGGAGGCUGCGGGACGGAUGGGCAGCUUCAGGGAGAGCCGGAUCGUGGAGUUUGUUUUUCUCCUGUCUGAACAAUGGUGUCUGGAGAAAUCAGUGAGCUACCAGGCUGUAGAAAUCCUAGAAAGGUUUAUGGUGAAGCAGGCAGAGAACAUCUGUCAGCAAGCCACAAUCCAGCCGAGAACUAAGACCGAAUUGCAGAACUGGAGGGCUCUGAAAGAGCAGCUUUUCAACAAGUUUGUCCUCCGCUUGGUGUCAUGUGUUCAGCUGGCCAGCAAACUGUCUUUCCACUACAAAAUAGUCAGCAACGUUACAGUCCUGAACUUCCUCCAGGCUCUUGGUUAUAUGUGCACCAAAGAAGAACUACUGGAGUCAGAACUUGAUGUCUUGAAGUCCCUGAACUUCCAGAUAAAUCUGCCCACUCCUUUGGCAUAUGUGGAGAUGCUCCUUGAAGUUCUAGGGUACAAUGGCUGCUCGGUCCCAGCCACACAACUACAUGCAACUUGCCUGACCCUCCUCGACCUGGUCUAUCUUCUGCAUGAACCCAUCUAUGAGAGCCUAUUGAGGGCUUCAAUUGAGAAUUCUACACCCAGUCAGCUGCAAGGGGAGAAGUUUGUCUCUGUGAAGGAAGACUUCAUGCUGUUGGCAGUUGGAAUCAUUGCAGCGAGUGCUUUCAUCCAGAACCACGAGUGCUGGAGCCAGGUUGUAGGGCAUUUGCAGAACAUCACUGGCAUCACUUCGGAAAGCAUUGCUGAGUUCUCUUAUGCAAUCCUGACUCACAGCGUGGGAACACACACUCCUGGGCAACAGCAGCCUGUUCCCCACAAGGCAGCCAGAGCUCUGAGGACUGCUGCUUCCUCUAACACAUGAGGCUGGCUAAACCCCAGACACAGCCUUCUGUCACUGUAUUCUCCUUUGUUUACUUCCAUUCUCAGGGUACAAAAAUCCCAAGUUUCCUUUGGAUAGUAUUUUGUAUUCCAAUUUCAGGCACGUUUUCCCUACAUCAGCGACAGUUAUGGUGGACAAAUACAUCCUUGUAUGUUCAUAGCAGGCUAAAAACAUCAAAGAAUUGGAGAGAGUUAGAUUAUGAAAUUGGUUCAUUUUUGUUUGACAAGACAUUUAAGUUUUCCUAAUUUAAUCUGAUUAUCAGAGAACACCAGAUAAGUAUUACCCAGGGUUUUAAAACAGACUUUUGGAUGGCCUUGGCUGAGUGUCUGAGUAGCCUUUCUUCCCUUGCUCCCCUACAGCUGUUUGUUCUUCCUUCCUUCCUUCCUUCCUUCCUUCCUUCCUUCCUUCCUUCCUUCCUUCCUUCCUUCUUUUUUUUCAAAGAUAGAAUCUCACUA
Molecule: messenger RNA, 1460 nt
Organism: Microtus ochrogaster (prairie vole)
Lineage: Eukaryota; Metazoa; Chordata; Mammalia; Rodentia; Cricetidae
Gene: Cntd1
Product: cyclin N-terminal domain containing 1
Biological process (GO): reciprocal meiotic recombination
Cellular component (GO): site of double-strand break
Source: RefSeq, a predicted model, not a curated record